Messenger RNA from Sphaerodactylus townsendi, 2856 nucleotides. It is a transcript of the gene FGR, whose product is annotated as FGR proto-oncogene, Src family tyrosine kinase. Gene Ontology annotation, cellular component: extrinsic component of cytoplasmic side of plasma membrane. Gene Ontology annotation, biological process: protein phosphorylation; cell differentiation; cell surface receptor protein tyrosine kinase signaling pathway. NCBI's taxonomy places the organism in Eukaryota, Metazoa, Chordata, Lepidosauria, Squamata, Sphaerodactylidae. Bases 450 to 2075 code for a protein of 541 amino acids. The transcript has 13 exons. The record is from RefSeq and is a predicted model, not a curated record. Gene Ontology annotation, molecular function: ATP binding; non-membrane spanning protein tyrosine kinase activity; signaling receptor binding.
GACCUUGUAGGGACGGCGAUCUUAAGCCGAUGCGCGACAGGCUUUUAAAAAUCCUUCUGCGGAGCUCUGGAUUGGCUCGCCCCGUGAAGGGGUGGGGGAAGUGGUCCUCUGACAGCUCCCGGGGUGUGCCCGCGCCGGUCCUGGCACAGAUGCCCCAGACGCCCCCCCCUCGUGCAUCAAGCAAGGAGUGGCGCUGCACGAGCCAGGGGAGGGCCGGAAAGGAAAGAGGCGGCGUUUGGGCUCCGCGGCAUCCCGCCAGCGGAAGGGUCAGCCGGGGAAAUCCACGCGCGCAGCAGUCCAAGCCCAGCAGCGGCUCCUGCAGCCGGAGCGAAGCCGGCGGGAAGCGUCCGGCGAGCUGCGCCAGGCAGGCGGAGGUGCUUGUUCACAGCCAGUGAAAAGCCAUGGCACAGCAGCGUUGACCUGAACUGCAGAUUUGGGGCCGCCCAGCGAUGGGUUGUGUGCAAUGCAAAAAGAAGGGGGUAAGCAAGAACCAGAACAAUGGCAGUGACGGGGCAACCGGCCAGCCUGCCAACUCCUGCUACGACCUCAAUUCCACCCAGCAGAACCCCUCCAACAACUUCCCACGCAUCCCAGAUUUCAACAACUUCCCAGGGACGCCGGGGCCUUCUACACCUGCCUUCCUUCCAGGCUCUGGCUUCUACCCUACUCCUUCCCUGCAUUCACAUGGAGGUGGGGUUGCAGGUGGAGGAGUGACCCUUUUCGUCGCCUUGUACGAUUACGAAGCCCGGACAGAGGACGAUCUCACGUUUAUGAAGGGAGAGAAAUUCCACAUCAUCAACAAUACAGAGGGAGACUGGUGGGAGGCCCGGUCUCUGAGCACGGGAGCAACGGGUUACAUUCCUAGCAAUUACGUGGCACCUGUGGACUCCAUCCAAGCAGAAGAGUGGUACUUUGGGAAAAUUGGCCGUAAGGAUGCAGAGAGGCAGCUCUUGUGCCAUGGCAACCCCCGGGGGACCUUCCUCAUUCGCGAGAGCGAGACCACCAAAGGUGCCUACUCUCUGUCUAUCCGCGACUGGGACGAGAUGAAAGGUGACCACAUCAAGCACUAUAAGAUCCGGAAGCUGGACAGUGGAGGCUAUUACAUCACCACGCGGGCUCAGUUUGAGACUGUGCAGCAGCUGGUCCAGCAUUACAUAGAGAGAGCCGCGGGGCUCUGCUGCCGCCUGGCCGUGCCCUGCCACAGGGGGAUGCCCAAGUUGGCAGACCUUUCCGUCAAAACCAAAGAUGUUUGGGAGAUCCCACGUGAAUCACUGCAGCUCAUCAAGAAACUGGGCAACGGGCAGUUCGGGGAAGUGUGGAUGGGCACAUGGAAUGGAGCCACCAAAGUAGCCGUCAAGACCCUGAAACCAGGGACCAUGUCUCCGGAAGCCUUCCUGGAAGAGGCCCAGAUCAUGAAGCGUCUGCGGCAUGACAAGCUGGUGCAGCUCUACGCUGUGGUGUCGGAGGAGCCCAUCUAUAUUGUCACUGAAUUCAUGAGCCAAGGGAGCUUGCUGGAUUUUUUAAAAGACGGAGACGGGCGCUUCCUGAAGCUUCCGCAGCUGGUGGAUAUGUCGGCCCAGAUUGCAGCUGGAAUGGCGUACAUCGAACGGAUGAACUACAUCCAUCGAGACCUGCGGGCCGCCAACAUCUUAGUGGGAGACAAUUUGGUGUGUAAGAUUGCUGACUUCGGCCUGGCCCGCCUCAUUGAGGAUAACGAAUACACAGCACGCCAAGGUGCCAAAUUCCCCAUCAAGUGGACUGCUCCUGAAGCGGCUCUUUACGGCAAAUUCACCAUCAAGUCAGAUGUAUGGUCCUUCGGCAUCCUCCUGACUGAGCUUGUGACCAAGGGCCGAGUACCAUACCCAGGCAUGAAUAACCGGGAGGUGUUGGAGCAGGUCGAACGGGGGUACCGCAUGCAGUGCCCGGGGAACUGCCCGCUCUCGUUGCAUGAGUUGAUGGUGCAGUGCUGGAAGAAGGAACCCGAGGAGCGGCCCACCUUUGAAUACCUCCAAUCCUUCCUCGAAGACUAUUUUACCGCCACAGAGCCUCAGUAUCAGCCGGGUGACAACCAAUAAUAGUUGCCAGGGGUGUCAGCUGGGACUCUUGACCACGGACAGCCCACUAUGUCCCCUUGUAGGGCUGUGGCACUUUGGGACUGUGUAUACAAACAGCUCCUUCCCUCUCCAAAGUGGAGGGGAGCAGGGGGGUCUCUUUUUGUACAAUUGGGGUUGAACUCUGAGGUUUUUUAAAACAAUUCUGCUUUGGGGAGGGUUUUGUUUGGUUGCGAAUUUAUGUUUGAAAUUCUGCCUCUGUCCAGGUGACUGCCAUGCCAGAAUGACAAACCGAGGUUAGGAUUAGCGAGGUGAGAAAGUGGGUUUUGUAAAGUGUGCCCCUUCCUUCUCCGCUGCUGCCACCAAAAAAUACAACAGCACCCACACCCUGAGGAAAAACAGAGGCCCCAAAAGGGAGCCUGUUUCUGAGGCUUUCCCCCCAAAAGGAAGCCUGUUUCUGUUGGCUCUCCCCCCCCCGCUCGCCCGCCCGCCCGCCCCGCCCCCCCGCCCCCCACCCACACACUCAGACCUUUUAAACAGAAAUCCUGUCAGGGGAAACUAAUCUAUAGAUAUAAAUGCUGCCAUCAGAAACUGAGGUGACAAUAUGUCUUAGAGAGGUGUUUGAAAGAGUAAACACAAAACUGGAUUUUAUUUAACAAGAAUCAUCCCUUUUUUCCUUCCCUGUCCCAAACCUGUUGUGCUGGAAGGUGAUAAUGAGAACUCAUCCACCUCACAGGGUUGUUGUGAGGCUAAAAUGCAAGAGGGGAGAAUAUUGCUGAAAUAUGAUGAUUGAUGGCAAUGAUGA